Messenger RNA from Phlebotomus argentipes, 867 nucleotides. It is a transcript of the gene ro, whose product is annotated as homeobox protein rough. NCBI's taxonomy places the organism in Eukaryota, Metazoa, Arthropoda, Insecta, Diptera, Psychodidae. Gene Ontology annotation, biological process: regulation of DNA-templated transcription. Gene Ontology annotation, molecular function: DNA binding; DNA-binding transcription factor activity, RNA polymerase II-specific. The transcript is spliced from 3 exons. The record is from RefSeq and is a predicted model, not a curated record. The coding region runs from base 84 to 767 and encodes 227 amino acids.
UCGUGGGUGAGGCAAGGUGUCUUUUCGGAAUCCAUGUGUAAUUUGCAAAAAGUGAUUACAAUAAUUUUUCUUUGAUCACAAAAAUGAGUGAAGUCACAAAGACAAAUUGUGUGAAUCGUCCUUCAUCACCGAGGAGAUUUUUUGAGUAUCUGUACGGGAAUUUAGAUAGGAAUUCAUCAUCCUCGAGUGAAAUAAGCAGUCCAUCGCCCGAUAUUGAGGAAAAAUCUCGACAUUCACAGCAAAUUAGUGAAAAUCCUGUUGAAUUUUCACCCUUUUUGCCAACAUUCCACCAAACAAUUGUUGGUUUCGGUUCGGAUUCAUCGUCAUCGCAUUUUCCAUUAGGAUUUUCCGCAUUUUUGGCAAGACGACGCCGGAAAGAGGGAAGACCACGGCGGCAGCGGACAACGUUCAGCAGCGAGCAGACACUGCGGCUCGAGGUGGAAUUCCACCGGAAUGAGUACAUUUCGCGCGGGAAACGCUUCGAACUCGCUGAGACGCUCCAGCUCACGGAGACUCAGAUCAAGAUCUGGUUCCAGAACAGGAGAGCCAAAGACAAGAGAAUUGAGAAGGCGCAAAUUGAUCAGCAGUAUAGGAACUUCGUGACCGCCAACAGAAUCAUAUCGCCCUUCAAUUCCAGCAUCACUCAUUCGCUGUUACCUCAUCCGUCGACGCUGUCAUUCCAGCCGCCGGCGCAUCAAAUCAACUCCUAUCCCAGCCCAGAAACUCCUCCGGUUCUGCUCAGGAGUCAUCGCAUAAACCCAUGUUGAAGCCUCAUUAGUACAUUGUUUGGCAGAGUUUCGGUUGCACUAUUUCAUCAAGAGUUUACUGAUUUACGAUGGACACUUGUACAGACAAAUAGAGAAUUCA